UAUUUUAAUAUGCGGAAUUGCAAAUCAGAAUAUAUAUUCAAAAGUUUUUUCACAAAAUAAAUCAUCGCAAAGACUAAGAUGAGACCCAUAGGUUUAAAGAAAGACGAUGGUAAAUAUGUUUAUCCUAACACGCACCAGCAGACUGCUAAUAUCCAGCCCUCACCAUUAGCACUUUUAGCUGCAACGUGCAGUAAAAUUGGCGACACGUUUAAUCCUCAAGGUAAUAACAUAUUUAACGAAAAAGAUAUUUCCUUCGAUCGAGAUAAAGACGAUUUAUAUAUUGAUCAAAACUAUAACGUACUACACAAAACAAUUCUUCAACCAACUCAUUCUAGCUGCAUGAAAUUAAAAAACGAAACGUUUGAAAAACCCCGUCUACAUCCUAAUAUAAUAACGGAAACACGAAUGAUUGAAGCACAAAACCGCGCGUCUUUAUCGAGUUCAUCUUGCAGCCAUAGCAAUGUAAAUACUUGUCGCGUUGAAAAUCUACAUUUUUCUUCUUGUGAAAUGAAGUCGUCAGAAAAUUAUGUUAAUUCGUCCCCGCUAUCGCAGAGUAAUUUUUUCUUUGAAAGUGACUCGUGUCUUUCCUCGCAGUCCCCUAACUGUGCAGUAGAUGAAAUGAGUUUUCAAGGUAGCGCUUUGCACAGCUUACAGCAGUCAGACCAGCAAAAUAUAUUGAAUCUGGGAAGUUCUAUUUCCCCGACAAAUUACCACAACCCAGAAAACGGUUAUUCUUCUGAUAAACAAUACAUGUGGCAACAGCCAUAUCGAAAAUGUCAGCCAAAUGUUGAACCAACAAAAUCUUCUUGUAUGGUUCAAGAGGAGUUUGAAAUUAAAAACAUUCCUAUGCAAGCAUUGAAUUUAAUUAGUAAACAACCUUCUUUAUCACAUAUAAUUAAUCCGGUCCAAAAUAUGUCAACACUGCGAAACCAGCCCCAGAGUUUACAUGCGUCCCAUACACCAACUCAACCAGUGUCGCCACAUCAGCAACAUUUAUUACAUUCCUUCGGCAAUAGCAAUCCAACCGCUAAUAGUUAUAGCUCAGAACAAAAUUUUGCUCACUUUUUACCGCAAAACAAUCCAAUCGAAGUGAAGCAAGAGAACUCUUAUAUGGUUCACUCAAACUUCAGAGAGCCGUCUUAUGUUAACUCUCCGUUAAACUAUCAACAUCACACUUCAGACAUGAAAUGGAGCAGUAAUUUUUCUAUACGACACCCUCAGGAACAUAUAUCUGAUGGUAGCAAUCAUGAAAGCAUUCACAAUCAUCCUGUAGGAACCACUUCUUCAUUUUGUCCUACAUGUAGCAUGCAGGCUAAUAUUUCUAUAGGUAUGGGGCAACACCAACAAGAAAUGAUAAUUAAUCGAAUGAUACCAGGUGAUAUUCACGGCGAGAAUUUAUCCGAUUACCAAUAUCAACAACAACAGCAAAUCUAUUAUACAAGAGAUCAUAGAAGACCCAGAAGAAUUGCUUGUACCUGUCCUAAUUGUCGUGAUGGAGAAAACAAAACGGUAACUACCAAAGAUGGAAAACAACGAAAGUUACAUGUUUGUCAUGUUCCUGGUUGCGGUAAAAUUUAUGGAAAAACUAGUCACUUGAGGGCGCAUUUACGAUGGCACGCAGGUGAGAGACCGUUUGCGUGUAAUUGGUUAUUUUGUAAUAAACGAUUUACUCGGUCUGACGAACUUCAAAGACAUAGACGGACUCAUACCGGAGACAAAAGAUUUGAAUGUUCAACUUGUUUGAAAAAGUUUAUGCGUUCUGAUCAUUUGUCAAAGCAUAUGAAAACUCAUCAAACGCAAAAUAAAAAAACUGAGGAAAAAAUUGUUCCUGAUAAAAAAACCACCGAAAAAUGUAAAACAGAUGAAAAGUAUCCCAUAGAAAAACAUUAAUUUAUUUUUUGAACUUUU
Molecule: messenger RNA, 1908 nt
Organism: Hydra vulgaris (swiftwater hydra)
Lineage: Eukaryota; Metazoa; Cnidaria; Hydrozoa; Anthoathecata; Hydridae
Product: zinc finger protein 397
Biological process (GO): regulation of transcription by RNA polymerase II
Molecular function (GO): DNA-binding transcription factor activity, RNA polymerase II-specific; RNA polymerase II cis-regulatory region sequence-specific DNA binding
Source: RefSeq, a predicted model, not a curated record